Messenger RNA from Blepharisma stoltei, 726 nucleotides. The record is from the annotation of a GenBank genome assembly. Lineage: Eukaryota; Ciliophora; Heterotrichea; Heterotrichida; Blepharismidae.
AUGGCGAACCAAUUUGUGUCUCCUGUGAAGCAAAAUCCCUGGUACCAGUUCUGGCUUCCUCCAUAUGAACCUCUGUGCCCAGCCAGCAGCAUGGGGCACUUAAUAGCUCCUCUUGAGAUCACACAUUUCAAAGCAGAGUACAAAGGUUUCCCAGAUCAGACCUCGCCUUUGACAGCAAGAAUCAACAACGCUUACGCUUCAGUGAUCAAUGUCGCAAAUGGUACGAUUCGGUCCGCAAUGUUCAAGCUUACGAUUAUCAGAAUUAUUUUGGCAAUUUAUUUUUUUUGGGGAGUCAUUGAUCUUUUGAUCGGCUUAAUCACAUUAGACGUUGGGAUUUUCUUUGGAAAUGUCACAGUUGUUGUAGUCUGCAUUUUGGGAAUGAGACUGGGAGCAGCUCAAUACGUAACGAGGAUGGAUAAGCAUAUGAAUUUAAUGAAUAGAACGCUUGGAUCUCUUUCGGAUGAAGUACUUUGAAAUGCAGGUGUUAGAGUUGUAGCUGGAAACUCCUGCUAUUGGUUGGACUUCUAUGAUAAUCGCAUGCAACCACAAGCAGGAAUAAUUCCGACUGGAGUAAACCCAUUCCAAGUUGCGGGAUAUCAAAUUGGGCCUCAAUAUCAGCCUCCAAGCCAAUCAGAAGCACCACAACAGUCAUUACUGAAUCAGCCACAACGUCCAGCUCAAGUAUUCACCUUAAAUCAAGUUAAUCCUCAAGGAAAUCUAAACUAG